Messenger RNA from Tripterygium wilfordii, 1194 nucleotides. RefSeq names its product polygalacturonase-like. Bases 1 to 1194 code for a protein of 397 amino acids. Gene Ontology annotation, molecular function: polygalacturonase activity. Gene Ontology annotation, biological process: carbohydrate metabolic process. The record is from RefSeq and is a predicted model, not a curated record. The transcript is spliced from 4 exons. NCBI's taxonomy places the organism in Eukaryota, Viridiplantae, Streptophyta, Magnoliopsida, Celastrales, Celastraceae.
AUGACUAACAACUUUCAAUUUUCUGCUAUCUUCCUCCUCCUCACUUCCUUCAUCAUCCAAGAAUCAAAUGCUGCUUCUUCUUAUUCGACCUUCGAUGUCAUCAAUUUCGGCGCAAAGCCGGACGGGCGGACCGAUUCCACGCAGCCAUUCCUUAGGGCAUGGUCAUUGGCAUGUAGCUCAAUAAGGCCGGCCAUCGUGAGCGUUCCACGAGGUAGCUUCCUUGUUACAUCAGUCGCUUUUAGCGGACCUUGCAAGAACAAGGUUACAUUAAACAUUGUUGGCACCAUUUUAGCCCCAAUGGAGUAUUGGAAACUUGGAAAUUCUGGGUAUUGGAUCUUAUUCUAUAAGGUCAAUAGACUUACCAUCAAUGGUGGUACUCUUGAUGCAAGAGGAGCUGCCUUCUGGGCUUGCCCUAAAACCCACAAGACCUGCCCGCCCGGAGCUCGGUCUAUAUCGUUCGUGAGGUGUGGCAAUCUUGUGGUGAGUGGAUUGAGAUCCAUCAACAGCCAAUUGUUUCACAUUGCAAUUGAUGAAUCCAAUGACAUUCUUCUCCAAAACCUGAGGAUUAUGGCACCAAGCUGGAGUCCCAACACAGAUGGUGUUCACACUCAAGCUUCAACCGGAAUCACAAUUCAGAGGAGUAUUAUAUCCACCGGAGACGAUUGCAUAUCCCUCGGUCCUGGCUCCCGGAACACUUGGAUUGAACGUAUAGCUUGUGGCCCUGGACAUGGAAUAAGUAUAGGUAGUUUGGGUUCAAGUCGAUAUGAAGAUGGUGUUGAGAAUGUAACAGUGAUCGGCUCGGUUUUCUCCCGAACCCAAAACGGGGUUCGGAUUAAAUCAUGGGCGAGACCAAGCAACGGGUUCGUGAGAGACAUUCAGUUUCGAAACCUCAUAAUGAAUUUCGUGGACAAUCCAAUAAUCAUUGAUCAAAAUUACUGUCCUCAUGGGAGCAAAACUUGUCCUAAUCAGAGUUCUGGAGUGAAGAUUAGAGGAGUUACAUACAAGAACAUAAAAGGAACAUCAGGCACAAAUGUGGCUAUAAAUUUGGGAUGCAGCUCUGCUAAUCCAUGCCAAGGGAUUAAAUUGCAAGACAUCAAGCUCACAUAUCGUUAUGGAGCACCGAGAUCAUACUGUGCAAACGCCCAUGGGACCAGCAGUGGAUUUGUCAUUCCCGCAAGUUGUUUAUCAAGAUAA